AUGCCGGACUAUAAGCCGUCAGGACUGCUUGGCGCCGACCAAAACACAUUCAAAGGCGUCGUUCUGAAAUACAGCGAGCCGAUCGAGGCUCGCAAACCGACGGCCAGGUACCGUCUGUAUGUCUUCAAAGGCGAGGAGCAAAUCGAUUUGCUCCAUAUCCAUCGGCAGAGCGCCUAUCUGAUCGGACGAGACCGAGUGGUCGCCGAUAUUCCUAUUGAUCACCCUUCAUGCUCCAAGCAGCAUGCUGCUCUCCAGUACCGCCAAAUUGUGACCACCGACGAACUGGGACAAACACAGCGCACAGUCAAACCCUAUAUCAUCGAUCUCAACUCGACUAACGGCGUCAUGGUCAACGGCGAUCGCAUCCCGGCGUCACGAUACGUGGAACUCCGGUCAGGCGACACCAUCAAGUUUGGCCAGAGCAGCCGCGACUAUGUCCUGCUCACCGACGAUGAAUAG
Molecule: messenger RNA, 459 nt
Organism: Polychytrium aggregatum
Lineage: Eukaryota; Fungi; Chytridiomycota; Chytridiomycetes; Polychytriales
Product: SMAD/FHA domain-containing protein
Exons: 5
Coding region: 1-459 (152 amino acids)
Biological process (GO): maintenance of RNA location; mRNA splicing, via spliceosome
Cellular component (GO): nucleus
Molecular function (GO): mRNA binding; protein binding
Source: RefSeq, a predicted model, not a curated record